AUGAAAGGGAAGCAGCUUGUGGAGACAUGCAUGAGCAAGUGGAGAAAGAUGGGGAGCAAAGUCAUACCUUUUGGAGGCUGCGACUACUGCUGCAAAGACCACUGGGGGUUGUGGGCUGCUGUCAAUGAAUCCAAGUCCAUUCCCAGGGACGUUCCAAAGGGCCAUCUAGCUGUAUAUGUAGGGGAAGAUUACAAGAGGUUCGUGAUCAAGAUUACCUUGCUGAAGCACCCUUUGUUCAAGGCACUGCUGGAGCAGGCUAAGGACGAGUAUGACUUCACUGCUGCCGACUCCAAGCUCUGCAUUCCCUGUCACGAGAAGAUGUUCCUCCAUGUUCUUCGAUGUGCCAGCUCCCCCCAGCAGGGCACAACUUUUCUUUGCCUGUGA
Messenger RNA from Linum tenue, 384 nucleotides. NCBI's taxonomy places the organism in Eukaryota, Viridiplantae, Streptophyta, Magnoliopsida, Malpighiales, Linaceae. The record is from the annotation of a GenBank genome assembly.